AAAAAAAUCAGGUGUAAGCGUGUAUUUAAUGAUCUGGCAGAGGGCAUGACUAAUGCUGGCAGGAUUUCUAAAGGAAAUUCUUGUACAAUCUGAGAGCAAGUCACUGAGCUUAGCCUGCACACUGCUCAGAGAGGGCUCUCUGGAUUCCUUUGCAUAGCUGGAAAUACUGCAGUUCCCCUCAUUUGGAGCAUCUCUCACUGCAGAGCAGGAAUACUCUGGCACCGUUAAGAGCUCCUUUUGUCUGGCCGGCGAAGGUACAAGGAGAGCGAGAGUGAAGAAUCGUAAUCCCUUCCUGGUGAGCCCUGUGUUUGAAUUACAAUAUUCCAUUUUAAACUUUCUCUACUGGGCUGGAUUUCGACUACUCCUAGCUGUCUAAGGUGUUUUUUGUUAAGUUUAUUUUUUGGAUUUCUGUUUUGAAAUGCCCUGAUUGAAGCGUGUAAACCUGGAAAUCACCAGGAUGAAUGUUCAGAAUUUAGUGGAAUCCUCCAGACAUGACUUCGGCUCUCCACUACUUUUUGACGAUGAUGGCAAUGGAAAUGAGGAAGACAAAGCUCUCAAAUUGUCAAAAUGUGAAUGUAAUCUGAAUUCUAAUAAUGCUGCUCAUGUGGAGACGAGGAGUGAAUAUGCAGCUGGCAGUGCCUCUAUACCAGAAGCUCUUGGGGAGCUGGAGAAUACUGUGGAUUACACAGGAAAGAGGACAGAAAAUGGGGUUCAUGAGUUACAGAGUCUGCUGCAUGUCAACAACAUGGAGUUUGAAGAGACUGUAGAUUAUGUUAACAAGGGAUCAUCCUCAUCAAUGAAUUGUUCAUUCCCCACCAAGGCCCAUAAAUGUUCACACCAUGAAUGCACUACACAUACCAGUACUUUCAAAUGUAAGCACAAUAAACAGAAUGUUAAACAGCCCAUGCCUUAUAUACAGCAGUCAGCUGACUCCUAUUACAGCAAAACAGAACAUUUGAGGACUUCACAGUUCACUGUAAAACAAACUGAUGAAGCAUGUGGGAAUGUUGUGUCUGAGCAGGUGGAGGUAGGUGCACCAUUCGCCAUACACAAGGAGGUGGAGGUACCAACGUUGACCUUAUUCUCCUUGUCGUUGGACACGAGUGAAAUGUGUUUAAGGAAAAAUAGUUUAGUUUCAAGUGGCUCUGAAAAGCCAAUGAGUACUUCUUUACUGGAAAGUUCGGUGCUACCAAACACCCCCAAUGAGGUCUUUUCAGGGUCUUUCAAGUGGACUAACAAUACCCCUGGUUGCCGUGAGAGUGGUGAGCAAUCCACUAAAGACUUAAAUUAUUUUGAAGUGCCUCCACGCAAUGAUGAUUCCAAAGUAAGUUGUCUGAUCAGUAGAGGUCCUGAAUUUACGAACCAGGCAUCUAACAUGGAAGGCAUUAUGUGUAUUAUACCUGAACCGUGCAAGGUGAAGCUUCAUAAUUCUUCUGAUAAUGUUGCCCCGGUUAUGAAAAUGAUGGAUGACAUAAACAAAAAUAACAUGUGCCCCGUCACUGGCACAGACCAAGAAGCCAUUAUUCCAGUUUUACAUAUAGAGGAAAUUCACUUUGAAACCAAAAAGGAAAUAGGUCUGCCUACAGAAGAACCCUGCCUUUCAAAGUCGUCCAGAAGAUCUCCGCCUUUGACAUUAGAAUCCAGAGACUUGUUGAGUAACUCAUCGGGGCACAACUGUGAGGACACUUUUUUAAUAGGAAGUCCAAGUUCACUCACGGAUACCAAGGCAUAUACUUCCACACCUUUACCCGAGUCCAAAAAUAUGACUUUCUCUGUUCCAAUGUUAGAUGAUAUUGGACUACUUGAGAAACCCAAGAAACCAGAUUCCAUAAAGGACAUUAACAAAGGCAACAAUCUAGAUAUACCUAGAGCAGGCCCUGGGAAUGGCACAGCUAAACCUAUUAAUAGAAAGCUGGCACCAGCAACGUCUUAUGCAAAAGCAAAGAAAAGCGAGGUGGUAACCUUUCCAAAACCAAACUUCAAGAAUGUAAAGGCAAAAGUGCUGACCAGACCUGCAUUAGUAAGAAAGGAUUUUCCGUCAUCUGUUUCUAAGCAUUCUCCCUGUUCACCACCAUCGCAGUCUAAUGCAUCUUCCCCUCUAGCAUCCCCUAGAACCCAAGCUUCUGCCGUCAAGACCGUAAGUAAAAAACCAGUUCUAAACCACGACGUUAAAGCUGUAGCAGCUAUUGCUAAAUAUCAGAAGCAACCAAUCAAUAAACAGCUCUUCCCCAGCCAACCUGCACAUGCCCCAACCCAUACUAAAUAUGCUCAAGGUAAAGUUCCCAGAACGGCUGUGUUAAAGCAGACUCAGGAUGAUAUUGAGAGAGCAAGUUCUACAAAUUCAACACACUCCUCUGGAUCAGCUGCUGCCUUAACCUGCACGGGCAGCUCUAAAGUGAAAGAAAACGAGAGUGACAGGACGAAGACUAUUGCAAAGCCUGCUGCAGUGAAUGGUGCACAUAUGGGGCCAGAUACAAUUAUGCAGAAUGGCCAUGUUCUGGCUGAGAGAUCUAAAUCCCAGAAGGAAGACUGCACAUCUGGAGACAUUGCUAACGUAGUGCCUUUUUCUGCAAAGUCACCUACUCCCAGCAAGACCUUGCACAAGGAGCUGUUGUCCUGCCUGAGGAAUGCAACCUCCCAACCCGUCUCCACGGCCAGAGCAAGGCUCCAGUCCAGUCAGCUGAGGCGAGGAAGUCUAAGCAAGAAUGUAGUUACUGUCAGAGUGUCCUCUCCUCCCAUGGUAAACCAGCAACCCAGUAUUGCGGGAGAUCUGAACUCUCCCAUUGGAAAGUCUAUUACUGUAAAAGCGUCAACAGUGCUUGGGACCAGAUCACUGCCUAGAACAAGAAUCCCAUGCAGAGGACCUGCCCUGAAGAGAACCCCUAGUGUGUCUUCAGUCUGCAGUACACAGAGCGACCUAAGUACUUUGAGUACCAGGUCUACAGCUGCCACAAGCAGCACCAAGGCUGAUGAAGUCCCUGCAAAAUGUUUGCGACAAAAUGGUGUCACUGGAACGCUGCCUUCAAGAGUCACCUUUUCCAGAGCCAGAUCGCAGUCACUUAAAGUUGCACAGAUCAGCACAAAGAAAAGCCCUGUUUUAAACCAAGGUAUAGCAAAAACCUCCGGGUCAUCAGCACUUUUACCAAAGCGAGUGGAACAUAAAGUGGUCAAUGGAGUGGGCAAAUGCAAGAAGAAGACCAGCCCUGAAGGACCAAUUACGCCACCCCAGCCCGCCCCAGUGGACACACAAGCACUUGAAUUAGCACAGUGCAAAAGAGUAUGUGAGGAGCAGAAAGGACUUAUCCAGCAUCUGAAGUAUCUCCUCACAUGCAGCAACCAGAAGUUUGAAGGAGUGACAGUGGUGACGCAGUACGUGAUAAACCAGCGUGAAGAGGCACUGAGAAAGCGCAAGGAACUAUCUCAGGAACUUCUGAACUUGCGUGGUGAUUUAGUGUCUGCAUCCAGUACAUGUGACAAGUUAGAAAAGGAGAAGAACGACUUGCUGGUUGCUUAUGAAGGCAUCCUCCAGAAGGUGAAGGAUGAACAUCUUGCUGAGCUGACUGACCUGGAAGAGAAACUCAAGCAGUUCUACACUGGCGAGUGUGAGAAACUGCAGACCAUCUUCAUUGAGGAAGCAGAGAAAUACAAGAAUGAGCUGCAGGAAAAAGUUGAUGACCUCAAUACCACUCAUGAAACCUACAGACUGGCAGCGGACACCAGUCAUAAAGAGUCCAUAGAAGCUGUAAAGCAAGAGUUUGAGAACUCUAUUACUGAACUGAGAAACCGCCAAGUGCUGGAAAAUAAAGCAUUAGAAGACUCUGCUAAAGAAAAGCAGGCGGAUAUAGAGAAAAAAAUAGAAGAGCUGACAAAGGAGAAUGAAUUCCUGAAGGAGAAGCUAAAAGCUGAGGAAGAACUAAGAAAAUUGUCCAAAGAGAAACGGGUCCAGAAGAACCCUCAGGUUAUGUACCUGGAGCAGGAGCUGGAGAGCCUGAAAGCAGUGUUAGAGAUCAAGAAUGAGAAAUUACACCAGCAAGACAAAAAGCUGAUGCAGAUCGAGAAGUUGGUGGAGACCAACACAACACUAGUGGAAAGAUUGAACAAAUGCCAGCAGGAAAACGAGGAUCUCAAGGCUCGUAUGGCGAAUCACGUAGCUUUAUCCAGGCAGCUGUCCACAGAGCAGGAGGUUUUGCAGAGAUCUCUGGAGAAAGAAUCCAAAGUGAACAAGCGCCUCUCAAUGGAGAAUGAAGAACUCCUCUGGAAGUUGCACAACGGUGACCUAUGCAGUCCUAAAAAACUGUCCCCAUCCUCUCCUGGGAUUCCUUUCCAUCCAUCCCCCCGGAACUCUGGCUCUUUUUCCAGCCCAACAGUGUCACCAAGAUGACACAGCAUUGGCUAGAGACUCCUCUCUCACAUUUCAGAACAUUGCGGUGAGAUUGCUUUGGACAAAUACAAUGGAAACAAAAACUAUAUCAGAUACCUGAACAUCUGGAAUUUUUGAUUUAAUGAAACUGUUCUUUAACUUACUGGAAUUGAAGCUUGGUUCAUGUUGCUCUUUUAGCUAAAGAGAAGACUUUAUGGUAAAUAUAUAUAUAUGGAUAUUGUUGCACAAAGCACUUACAUAGCAAGAUACAACAAUUCUUGCGUUUUGCCUUUUUUUCACCUACAGCGAGUUCAUAGGGGGAAAAAAGCUCAGGGCUUGUAGAUAAAAGAUCACAAACUUUAUAUUGUUUUAGCACCUCCUGUUCUUGUUUUUUUUUAUUUUUAUCAGGGUGGUUGUGAAGUGAAUGAGAUGGAUGUUACACACGUGGUUUGUGUGUCUCGUGCUGCCUUUUGUUUUGGGUUUUGUUUUGUUUUUUGUUCUGGAUAAACUGUAAUCCUGCUCCUGAAACGUGGCACAGCAGAUUUCCACCUUUUACCGUUGUAUUGCAUCAAACACUACCUGGAAACCUAUUGGGUUUUAAACUCUUCAUCCCUACAGUAUGAAAACGUUGAUCGUGUCUUGCUUUUGUGAAGAUCACCCUUGCUCCUCAUCGUCGAGUACUAACAAUCUGCUACAUGUGUGUUGUUUGUUUUGGGGGGUUUUUAAAUACUUUUUGGGACUAUGCAAGGCACCCGUGUUUGUACCAUUUUCUCUGCAUUAUGCUUACGUCUUUGCAGCAACUUUUCUAAGGCAAACAAAUAUAUAAUGGAUUUAUUUGGGAGGUACAUGAGGCGACACUGCACCUAGAAAGGUUAGCUGACGUGUAACUAUAUGCCUUAUUUUAAGGUCACUCUUUUUUUUUUUUUUUUCCUCCUUCUUUUCUUAUUUUUUAUAUUUUAUCCAUAUUGCUCAAUCUACUGCCGAGACUUAGGAUGGGAAUAUUAGAUCUUGAUCAUUAUUUUAUGCUUUCUUCUAACAUCCACCAAAGAAAAGACUGCAGGCCUUGAGCUGCGGAGAUUCAUCCCUUUUGUUAUUUCUCCCUCGUUACCCCACUAACUUGAUGAUAAAUACAUUGCUGUAUGUUAAUAGUUUGCAGCAUUUCCAAAGAGUUUUAUUUCCCAGCAUCCUUCACUACAUGGUCAUCCCUGAGAGUCUCCUCUCAUGCUGCCACUUGGGAUUCCUGGUUAUGACAUUCAGGCCUGUCGCCAACUUGUAUUGGUUAGUACCCCUGAUUUGUCUUUGUAGCCGAAUGAUUUCAUUUUGGGCACUGAUAUGAUGAAUACGGGCACAGAAAAAGGAUACAUGUGUUUUUGUUAAAUAAAAAAAAAAAUUCUGUUUUCAUCUUCAUGCAAAUGUGUGUAGCUUCUAGCAAACUUGGAUGUAAAAAGAAAUAAAGCUGUAGUUGCUUGGUUUGUAAUGAUGGAAAUAUAUUCUGACAUGUAAUAAGAGAGAAUAAAUUUAUUGGUACAAUAAUUUA
Molecule: messenger RNA, 5897 nt
Organism: Pseudophryne corroboree (corroboree frog)
Lineage: Eukaryota; Metazoa; Chordata; Amphibia; Anura; Myobatrachidae
Gene: MTUS1
Product: microtubule associated scaffold protein 1
Exons: 15
Coding region: 458-4381 (1307 amino acids)
Biological process (GO): regulation of macrophage chemotaxis
Cellular component (GO): nucleus; cytoplasm
Molecular function (GO): microtubule binding
Source: RefSeq, a predicted model, not a curated record